GUCAUCGAUAGAUUCAAGAUGGCCAUGGUGCAUUACAGAAGAGAAAAUUCGGAACAUUUUAAUUGGAAUUUUUGAUGGUAUACACAAUCGUAAACCCGUUGCAACGAAUUGGUUCCCAUUUUUGGUGCUUAAUAUAAUCAUCUCUCUCGCUAACGCUGAGAACGCCACGCAAGAAGGUUGAAAAACAAAAUGACAUUUUUCGAUGCAAGCUGAUUACGCGAAGAAUCUUCGAUGUCAGCGGGGAGGAUGAUUUCCUUAGUUUUUUGGCGAUUUCGCCAGUAAUUGAAGGGAAUUAACCGGCCUAUUAUUCGAAUGUCAAGUAUGACUUCUCAUUUAAAUCGAAAACGAAGCUCGUCUGUUAGUUUUACAAGGGCUAAAGAUGAUAGUGAAGGUGGAGCAGACGAAAUCCAUAUAUCUUUAGCACCAUAUAUACAAACAUAUUUGGCACAUAGUGGUCAAGGUCUCGGAUGUUGUGGAAUUAGCCUUCCAGUACCAUUUGAACGUGCAGCGCCAAGAUCUUGGUGGAAUCCGAAAUUCGAUUCAGAAAUACUCGAAGAACAAUUCAAAAGAAGUGCCUUUCCACAAAUUAGAUUAAGAUUCCGAUAUGCCCUAACAUAUAUUUUGUUGGUUUCUUUAUCGUGGUUGGCGUAUUUUGUUAUAAUCGGAACAGAAUAUAAUACUACAACAUGGCCAGCCAUAACAGUAGUGUUCACAAUUAUUGGAGCAAUGGUAUCGGUGGUCUUGUAUUUAACACAUACAGAUUAUUACAAGACGUAUGUGCUGCAGAUUUCACUAGGAGUCGCAACUGUUCUUUGCAUCUUGUCUUUACUUUUCCUUGCGAUAGUACCGCCUUACGUAGAUGGCCUAACUCUAGUCGGACAUUUUGCACUGUGCUCUGAGAUUUUAUUAUUGAUUUACACUGUGUUGCCAAUGCCGUUGUAUAUUUGCGUGGGUAUAUCAACGAUUUAUUCCUUUCUGUUCGAAUUUUUAACCGCCUACUUGUAUGGUACAAAAACUGCAAGGGACAACUUUUUUAGUAAGCAUAGUGUACCAAUUAACUCUAUGGAGAAUAAUACUGUAUUAGAUUACACCAAGAUAUUGGGUAAUUUCAGUAACAGUCAAUUUUCAAAUGUGAUGCACAAUAACAACGAAUAUACAAGUGUGAAGGCAGUACCAUAUUCUCAGGAUUCAAAACUAUUAUCCAACAUGCUCGAACUGAAGUCAUUUUCCCAAGAAACUAUGAUUGGAAGAUUGUCUGAGGCCAUAAACAAUACGAAUGUUUUAAAAAACUUGAACUCCAGCAUAAUAUCAACAUUAGCCAAUGUUAAUUCCACUAUAAAUGAUUCUUCUAAUGAUUUGAUUUCCAAAGGCAUAAAUAGUACAACCUCUGUAUUGGGAGAGAAUGUGUUGCCUCAUAAAAGUGAAGAAAUGUCAAGUUAUUUUUUAAGUAGCAACAUAUCCAGUAGUCCAUUCUCAGACGAUUAUUUUUCUACGAGUCUCGGUAUAAGAAUCUUAAUGCAGAUCUGCAUUCAUCUGAUAGGUAUUCAUAUUUUAAUAAUGACUUUUGUACGAAUGCGUGGUACAUUUAUGAAAGUUGGCCAGUCAUUAUUAGUCCGGCGUCAAUUAGAAAUGGAGAAGCAACUCAAAGAAAAAAUGAUUCAUUCGGUAAUGCCACCGAAAGUUGCGGACUGGUUAAUGGAAGAAAGUGAACGUGAAAGGGAGCGUGAAGAUUCUUUGAAGAAAGGAUCUAUACCGUCCAACAAUACGGAUAUACGUUCACUGUUUCGCCCUUUCAAUAUGCAUUCAAUGGAAAAUGUUAGUAUCUUAUUUGCUGAUAUUGUUGGAUUUACUCGAAUGAGUUCCAAUAAGACUGCGGAAGAACUGGUAGGGAUUUUAAAUGAUUUGUUCGAAAGAUUCGAUGAUCUGUGUGAACAUCACGGGUGUGAGAAAAUUUCUACUUUGGGAGACUGUUAUUACUGUGUAAGUGGAUGUCCAGAACCAAGGCCUGAUCAUGCAAAAUGUUGUAUCGAAAUGGGUUUAGCUAUGAUAGAAGCUAUAAAACAGUUUGAUAUUGAGAGACGAGAGGGAGUUAAUAUGAGAGUUGGAGUACACACUGGAACUGUGCUAUGUGGUAUUGUAGGUACCAAAAGAUUUAAAUUCGAUGUUUGGUCCAAUGAUGUUACAUUAGCAAAUAAAUUAGAAAGCACAGGAAAACCAGGAAGGGUUCAUUUAAGUGAAAAUACAUUGAGUUUUCUGAAUGAUGAAUAUAUUACAGAAGAAGGAGAUCUGAUAAAUGGUAUAAAGUCUUAUUUUAUCAAAGGUCGAAAAAUAGAUUUUACCAGUCAAUUCAUAACGAAUAUUGUAUCUCCAAAGAGUAUAUCUCCUUUGAUGCAGUCGCGUCAUCGAUUGGCCUCUUGCAACAGUCAGUCUAAAUCGAAAUAUCAUUAUCUUCAUAUGGUUACAAAUGCAAGUAAUUAUAGAAUGAAAGCAAACUCCUUGCCGAGUAUCUUAGACUCUGAAAAUGGAGAUACCGAUACUACGGAUGAAAAAGAAAACGUGAAUAAAAGUCCAAUAUCCGUUGCUAGUUACGGAAAGAAAAAAACGCGGAACAGACCGUGGAAAUAUUUGCAACGACAACGAACUACGGAAGAGAUGACUCCAUUAGAAAUGGAGGAAGCCAAAGCAAUUAUUGCCGAACGGUCGAAAACAGAAUCUCAGUCGUUUGAAGAUCGUAAUGGAUUUAGGCAGAAUACGUCUCAGAAUGACAUUGAAAUGGAUCCAAACCCUGUACCUUCUAGUCCUUUAUUAUCUGGUCAAGAGGAACUUAGUCGUGCCUCUUCGAUGUGUAGUAGAAAAGAUUCUGGUAUUAGAAGUAAUAGCAGACGUAGCAGUAUACAGCAACAGUUGUUUUUGAUGAACGGUAUGGCUCAGGGAGACUUACUGGCACACAGAGUGAGUGGCUAUUAUACUUCUAGUUCGACAUUGAACUCUGUUCAAGAGCCAUCGUCUUCAGUACCACCCUAUCCGUUUCCUCCGGCAGUUACGGAUACUUUUGGUGCAUGUUUUCAUAAGUUAAGAAAACAGUCUGAUCUACAACUAAUUAGAUGCGUUCAAGAUAACGUAAGCUCUCAACGUUCGUACUUUGUGAAACCACCACUUUCCAGUGUGACUCUUUUCUUCAAGAACAAAGAAAUGGAAAAGGAAUACAGAGAGAAUGCUCAUAAAGUCAGCGAAUGUAUCAGUGGUAAUCCGCCUACGUUGGCUACCUCGAGGUUUAAUACGUAUUUUGAUAUUUUAAUAUCGGCGUUAGUGUACACUGCCGUUUCGGUCUCACUCUUUUUACUUUGCGAGCCGACGUUAUACUAUCUGAUCUUUUUCGUAUGUGCCACUACGAUUCAAAUUAUAGCGGUGUCACUUUGCGUCCGUCAACUUCUGUAUCCGAAUCUGGUCCACGCAACUUUAAUACAACAAAUAUUUAAAUUCUUUUCGCAAUGGUAUCCGUGGCACAUUUGUGGCGCGAUUCUGGUCGGUUUACCGAUCACGUCUAUUCUGCUCAACUAUACGUGCAGCAACUUUCAUCAUUUGAACAAUUUCGAAUACUAUUACGGUUACCUGAUUUUCGUCGGUUUAGUUCAUUUCUGUAAUUUCACGCAACUCAAUUGUUGGAUGAAGAAUUUCCUAGUAACGUUUAUGGGCGUGCUUUUUCUUCUUCUUAUAAUAAGUCACAUAUCGUACAAUCGAGAGAAUCUCGGUAAUCGAUUUAUCAACGACUCGAUGCAUUAUCUACAGCCUCUGCAAGAUCAACACGUCGUUAACUUAACCAUGAAUCGAUUCAACGAAACUACUAUGAAAGAAGUGUUCAACGGUGCUUCUGUCCACGCAUCUAAAAUCAUUCUGAUGAGACAGCGAGAGGCGGAGAUCAGAUACAACGAAAGAUUGUACAAUUCCGAGAUUUUUUUAGACAUGAUACUUCUGCUGUUGCUAGUUUGGUUUUUAAAUCGUGAGUUCGAGAUCAGUUAUCGGUUGAGCUUCCACGGGAACGCGGUAGCGGCACGGGACAAAUGCCGUGUACAAUCGAUGAAGAAUCAGGCGGACUGGCUUUUACACAAUAUUAUACCGAAAUAUGUCGCUGAUCAGUUGAAAACCACCGCAAAAUAUUCGCAGAAUCACAAGGCCGUGGGGAUCAUUUUUGCGAGUAUAGUGAACUUCAAUGAACUCUAUGACGAGUCCUAUUUAGGCGGUAAAGAGUAUUUACGUGUGCUGAACGAACUUAUCGGCGAUUUCGACGAGCUUUUAGAGAAACCGGAGUUCUCGAACGUGGAGAAGAUCAAGACCAUCGGUAGCACGUUCAUGGCAGCGAGCGGCUUAAAUCCGCAAGUCAGGCAGCAAAGUGACCACGAACAGGCGCAUCUUUUCCAGUUGAUGGACUUUGCUACGGCUAUGCAUAAAGUAAUAUAUGACUUCAACAGAGAUCUGUUAGGUUUCAAAUUAAUUUUGAGGAUCGGUUUUAAUUACGGGGACGUUACCGCCGGCGUGAUCGGUGCUACCAAGCUGUACUACGACAUCUGGGGUGACGCUGUAAAUAUAGCAUCUAGAAUGGACUCGACCGGAGUCGCUGGAAGGAUACAGGUGGCCAAGAACUCGUUGGAUAUACUCGCGGAACAAUACGAAUUCGAGCCGCGUGGCCAAGUUUAUGUUAAGGGAAAAGAUAAUAUGGACGUGUUUUUAUUGGUAGGGAAAAAGGACGAUAUUAAUGCGAGCCCAAGUGCUUCGGAACAUGUCUCGGACGCCUAA
This is a messenger RNA of Dufourea novaeangliae, 4794 nucleotides long. RefSeq names its product adenylate cyclase type 9 (gene Ac13E). The record is from RefSeq and is a predicted model, not a curated record. The coding region runs from base 313 to 4794 and encodes 1493 amino acids. NCBI's taxonomy places the organism in Eukaryota, Metazoa, Arthropoda, Insecta, Hymenoptera, Halictidae. Gene Ontology annotation, biological process: intracellular signal transduction; adenylate cyclase-activating G protein-coupled receptor signaling pathway; cyclic nucleotide biosynthetic process. Gene Ontology annotation, molecular function: adenylate cyclase activity. The transcript is spliced from 8 exons.